AUGGGAGACUCCUUCAAGGCGCGGACACUGAAGCGAAAGAAUGUGAAGGGGCUAGCUCUCAAUUCUGCGGGGCCAAAGACUGGCUCCAACACUUCAGAUGGCGAUGCUCAGAUACCAGGUGGCUUCGGCAAUCAAGACGGUAACCGGACAGACACACUAGAGAUCGGACUGGAGUUUAAGCUCGAUUUAAGGAGUGAGGACCUGGUGGUGCUGAAGGAGCUCGGGGCGGGCAAUGGAGGGACGGUCAGCAAGGUGAUGCAUGCGUCGACAAAAGUCAUUAUGGCUCGGAAAGUGUGUUCUUUACUGUUUUCUCCCGUUUCUGCUUCGAUUGUGAGAGAGUUACAGGUCGGCCAUGAUUGCAAUUCGCCAUACAUUGUUACGGUCUACGGCGCUUUCCAAAAUGAAGCCAGGGAUAUUGUACUCUGUAUGGAGUAUAUGGAUUGCGGUUCCCUUGACCGUAUCUCCAAAGACUUUGGCCCCGUCCGUGUCGAUGUCCUCGGGAAAAUCGCAGAAUCUAUCCUCGCAGGCCUUGUAUACCUAUACGAAGUCCACCGCAUCAUGCACAGAGAUAUCAAGCCCUCCAACGUCCUAAUAAAUUCGAGAGGAAAUAUAAAGCUUUGCGAUUUUGGCGUGGCUACCGAAACUGUCAACUCGAUAGCGGACACUUUUGUCGGCACAUCGACAUACAUGGCUCCCGAGCGUAUUCAGGGCGGGGUAUAUACCGUACGCUCGGAUGUGUGGAGUGUUGGUUUGACCGUAAUGGAACUGGCUGUGGGCCGCUUUCCCUUUGAUGCAACCGACUCGGCUGCGGGUGAUCGCGCAAGUGCGGGGCCAAUGGGAAUUCUGGAUCUGUUACAGCAAAUCGUGCAUGAACCCGCACCAAAGUUGCCCAAGAGCGAUGCAUUCCCGCCAAUCUUGGAUGAGUUCGUUGCCAAGUGUUUGCUCAAGAAACCCGAGGAACGUCCAACGCCACGGGAGCUCUAUGACAAAGAUGCUUUCCUCCAAGCUGCCAAACGAACCCCAGUAAAUCUCCGCGAAUGGGCAAUCAGCAUGAUGGAACAGCACAACAGGAAAUCAUACCUCGCACCACCAGCCCCGAAAGCAAUCACGCGAGACGGCUCGAGGGAUUCCAUCUCCCACUCCAGAAACGCAGAAGCGUCCCCUCGAGCCCGCUACACACCCACGUCCGGAGAAAUCCCCCUGAACAUUACCCGGGAACCUACCAGUAACAACAGCAGUGCCGCGCAGAUGUACGGCGACCCAAUGUCCGCCAUUGAACCCUCGUCAACAAUGGGCUUCGAGCAUCUCUCGCUCGGGAGCGCAACCCACCACCAUCCAGACUACAACCACAACCCCCUUCAGCAUUUAACCUCAAACGGCAACGGACACAGCAACAGCAGCAGCAGCAUUCCUCACCCGUCGCGGCAAUACCCCAGCCAUCCGCACAUCGACACCUCCGUCCCACAGUAUACAUCCCCCAUGUCGGCGUCUGCCACGACCGCGCGAGCCCCCAUACAAUCUGCGACUUUGCCGUCAAGGCCGGCACCGCCUCCUUCCGGCCCGCUUCCUGCACCUCCUGGCUCCGCGGGACCAGGCGGUUGGCGGACGCAGAGCCAUCGAGUAUGA
Messenger RNA from Histoplasma mississippiense, 1626 nucleotides. RefSeq names its product protein kinase byr1. Gene Ontology annotation, molecular function: ATP binding; protein kinase activity. Gene Ontology annotation, biological process: protein phosphorylation. NCBI's taxonomy places the organism in Eukaryota, Fungi, Ascomycota, Eurotiomycetes, Onygenales, Ajellomycetaceae. The transcript has 4 exons. The record is from RefSeq and is a predicted model, not a curated record. Bases 1 to 1626 code for a protein of 541 amino acids.